AAAGAAAGCACGCCUUUUAAAUCUUAUUUUGAACAAAUUAAUUUGUACUACGUACAACUUGUUGGGGUGUACAGACUAGAGAGUAUACAAUUAUAAAUCUGUGAUCUAAACUAAAAUACAUUUGCUAUUACUAAAAUCCAUUUGUGAUUACUAAAAUGAUCUUAACAAACAGGAAUUCACAAAGAGGAAUCCCAAAAAGUAUUAAUCAUUCAGAAAUUGUCCAGAAUAGAAAUAAAUAUAUUUUUAAAUUUUAAAAUAGGGCUUUCGUGUUUUCAUUCCCUAAAUAUGAGUAAUUCCAACUAAGUUUGAAAAAACUACCAUGUUUAAAACGUGAUAAUGUUAAACUUCGCAUAAGUUAGUCUUAUUUAGGUAAUAAAAACCUGUUAGUUUUAUUUUAAAAUUUCAAAAAAAAAUACUUAGGAAUUUUACCGAUCAUUUUCACCUUAAUAUAACAAAUGAUUAAUGCGUAGUAUGAUUAAUGCCAUCCCUCUUCAUCUUAACAUCACAAUUGCUGGAAUCUCCGGCAGCUUGCGGGGGCGUGGUAUCGGAGUGGAAUCUUCAUGCCCCGAUCCAGCUGCACGAAUAUACUACGUAGUAUAUCGUUCCAGAAUUCCCAGAACACUGGAUUGGAUCAAGAUUCCAAAGAAAAUGCCGGCCGUAGGAGAUCAUAAGGGGCCCACAGGGCAUCCAAAGGGCAGGGUCUGCUCGCAUCCAACCUCACCCAUGGCUUCCCUUUCCCACUCCAAUGCAAGAGGCUCACCGGACCGGGAUGCAGAUCUCUGCACAGUCCCCGGAAGUUGUCCCCUCCAAGGCCGUGCUGAUUCCAUCGGUGAUCCACCGGCGCUAUUUCCCCGGCGAAGACCAGCAAGAACGGCGGCAGAGACCCCAGCUCGUAUAUCCGCAUCCUCUUCUGCAACUCCAUCCAUUCUUCGAUCUUGGUCGUGAACUCCCCCCUUCUCCACCGGUCAAGAUCGAUCACCAUCACGCCGGUGUUGAAGUAGCAGGGUCUCCGAUCGGAAAAAGCCGAGGAAAGCGAUGGGUUUGACCAGAAAGUCGGGGUGAAGUACGCCGUGAAAUUCGCGUUGCAGUACUCUGGCGCGGCGAGUACUCUGUUUUCACCGAGCGGCGUGGCGGCGAGCUUGGCGAUGUCGUCAACGACGACAAGGUCGGAGUCGAGGUACACCACUUUCCCGACGCAGAGCGGCAGUAUUUGCGCCAAAUAGCUCCUAGCGUAGUUCAGGGGGCAGUCCAGGGCGGAGCGGAUGGAGGUGGAGAUCAAUCCGGCGACGAACGAGUCGUCGAACCGGUAAACUCUGAACCGGAGGUACGGGAACGACGCGACAAUGGUGGCGCGUAGGAGCUGCGCGUCGGCGGAGGCGGAGGUCACGAAGUGGAAGUCGACGCUCUGGGGACAGGAAGAGUGUUGAAGGAUGGAGAGAACGGCCGCCAUUGAUCCGCGGAUGUAGGCGGCGUCAAGGGUCAUCGCCACGUGGACGGCGGCGUCGCCGGAGCAUAUGUAGUCGUCACUGUCAUCCAAAAUGGAGUGGCAUUCCGGUGAGUUAUAAUACUCCGGUGCUUCCCGAAAUCUGCCCGACAUCGUAGGCGGGGACGGAAUAAAAACACCAGCAACCAAUGGCGGAGAGAAGAAUACGAGGAAGAAGAAGAGCAAUUCUUGAAUCGCCGGCCUGCCGCCGUUCUUCAUGUGGCCGGUGAAGCUCAAUUAAUUAGCCUAGCCAGGUUAGUUUAAAUG
Messenger RNA from Cuscuta europaea, 1750 nucleotides. The record is from the annotation of a GenBank genome assembly. NCBI's taxonomy places the organism in Eukaryota, Viridiplantae, Streptophyta, Magnoliopsida, Solanales, Convolvulaceae.